UGACGGGGUAAUUUAGAUGACACAAUGAGCAGCGGAACCGACUCUCGAACAAUUUGGACAAGGGAGAGGCAGGGCAGAGAGGAAAUAUGGGGCAACUUGGUGGUAGUCUUGCUGCUGGAAUUCGAGCAGAGCCGCCAUCUUCCCACCCGAGGCCCCACCAGCGCCGACCAGUUGAGACGCAGAAUUCCCAACCCGCUCGCCCCUCGUCUCUCCCAAGUCCAACACUCUCACGAAGAAGGCUUUAUCGAAUUGCCGUCGCAGAAUUCACGCGGGAGUCGGUUCCUUCGCUCUCAAAAAUCCAUCCACUUUUCGUCUUCUCUGCAGUCAGUCAGUCAGUGUGCGAUUAAUUUCUGGUCCUGCACCCCCUGCGAAAUUAUUGAGAGGACUAGGAUCACAGAAUUAUGUAAAACAAAGUGUGUAGUCUGUCCAGGACAGAAGCAAUUUUGUGAUAUCAAUGUGAUCUUUUAUACUACAACGCAUACCAUAUUUUUAUAAGUUAGCCAAAAAGUGGCUCUGACUUAAGUCAAUGAUUUUGUGAACUGACAAUAUACACUGCCAAAAUGCAGGCUGGAAAAUUCUACAGAGAGCAUCAUGAUAUGGUGACCCCUAAUAUUGCAAACAGGGAAGGAGGGCCUAAAUAUUUAUUCGGUCGAGGAAGAGGCGAACAUGUAAUUCUCUGCACCUCGGAUCUUGUCUCAAGGAACCACUGCGAGGUAUAUUUUCGUAAUGGAGCUUUCUGGAUUAAAGAUUUGAAGAGCCUCAAUGGAACUUACCUCAAUGAGGUCAAGAUCGUGCCAAACAUAGAGCGAGAGCUGCGUUUCGGGGACCGGAUCGGGCUUGGGGUUUCUAUAACUAAUACAGACAUCGACCCCACGGAUCAAUUAUGCUACACUUUUGAAUUUAAGAAAUACGAGUGUGAAGUCAUCGAUAUUAUUGAUGACGAAGAAGACGGUGAAGUUGGCGAAAAGAAUAACAACAAGGAUGGCAAGCUAUUAGCUAAUUCCGCUUCCAAUGAGCGAAAAAUAGAAUGCAAGGAUGAACCUUCCUCACCCAAAAUGAUGCCACCUCCUCCUCCUCCUCAAGCUGCAGUUGUUCCUUCAAGCUCUACACCUAAAGGACCACCCGAUCACUCAGCGGAACACUCUAGUCACACCACCAAUCUUAGUUCCUUGGUAAAAGUAGAGCCAAAGUCUCUUGGAGUACCAGCUUUUCAACAGGAAUUAGAUAAACAGACGCUGCAAGUCAAAAAUCCCAGAUCUUCCCCUAAAUCUUCUAAUUAUCCGGCUCCACAACUUGUUCUAACAUCAACUCGGAAAACAGAGGAUAGAAGGAUUGACAAGACUGAAGCAGGAAGAUUCAAUACCCCUCAGUCACUCCCAGAAACCAUUGACCUAAAGCUCAACCCAUCAGGUUCGACAGUUGGACAAGCCCCCGUCGGUAUUACCUCUGUGAUAUCAUCAAGCACAAACCCCUGUCGGGUUAGUAAAGAAUCUGGCUCUAGCGAUGAUUCGAGCGAUGGAAUGUCAGAAAGCUUAGCGAUCAACACAAAGCCACGUGUAUCUCCAAUAAUUCCAAACAAUUCUUCCUCUGAUGAUGAAUCUCGUAAGUUGAGCCAAAAAGAUUCUACUACUGCUCCUAGUACCCAUUCUACUACUACUCCACCUCCCUGCAAUGCUCCUCCCACACCUCAUAACACUACUAGUAUUCCUCAAUCCCUCGUCUCUGCGACACGACCCAUUAAGCUUGACAAAAAAAUUGUUAUCAAGCUGAAACAACUGAUUCGUUCGGAGAAAGGCUCUCCGACAAUAAGAAAGUGUCAAUUUAUCAGUCUGUCUGAAGCUAAUCGCGAAAAGAUUUUCAGACAGUGGAGAGCUUCCAAGAAGCGCAUCGCAAAGCAGAAAAAGCGCAAUUCGACUCGAUCAGACUCUGAGUCGUCAGAGGACUGUAUGGUCCCUCUAUAUGUCAGGACGAAGCAACAGAAAAAGAACACAACUAUUUGUGAGGGGGAUGCUAAUGACGAUAAGAGCUCAAGAAAUAAAAAGUCGUCUUCUAGUCCACAUAACUCUGAUAAAGCAGUCAAGAGAGUCUCUGUAAAGGACUCAUCAACAACGGACUCCAGUGAUUCUGAUGGCCAGCCAAAGCCUAAACGCUCAAAGAUGUCUCCUGGAGGAAGAGAUGAUGAGCAAGAGUCAGGUCAUUCUAAAAAUGACGAAAAUCAUAAUGAAACAACGCCUGGAUCUCCUGAUAUGUUUAGUUAUUCCCAACCCUACGAGUCACCUGAGCACCAGUCAUUAUCACCCAAUUCAAGCAAUGACGACAUGGACAUCCAAGAAAUGGAUGGCAACCAUGAGGGAGCCCGUAGCAGGAUUAGAAUGCAAUCAGAAAAAAAUAAAGAGUUGAUGAAUGACUUCAAUAAUGUUACUGCUGGACCUUCUACCAAAGUGUCGCCUGUCGUCGUUCCUGCUCCUUCCGCUGAGGACAGAAGAAGGCACGUGGAUCAACCAAGGAGAAGCAAGCUAAUUGAUGAAGCACCACUACCACCUAAUUUGAGGAAAAAGAAUGCAGCUCUUCAUCGGAAAGACCAGGAGUGCAAAAAAGUGGCAAAACAAAUAAACGACAAGAAAGUGAACAAUCAAACAAUUCAAGAACGCCUGAAGACACUCACCGUAGACUCAAAGAAGGUAGCUCAUCCUGAUUCAGAUCUACCAAAACCUUUUUUGCGUGCUCCAGUUCACAUUAAAACUACCGGAAAGAAUAGGAAUGAAAUAUUUUUGGCAUCAUUAAUCGAAAGUAGUACAAAGCGCCCAGAGGAGGCUAAAGUUCAUAAUAUUAAUAACAGUCCCAAUAUUGAACAAGAUAAUGCAGCAGCAACAACAACGCCCGUAGUUGAACAGAGGCGAGAUGUUAUCCCAAAGCCAGUCGUUGUACCCCCAAGACGCGAACUCCCUCCCAUGCCAUCUCCUACCACACAAUCAAGAAUGCCCCUUAACAUUAUCCGUCCGUCCGUUCACAUUCCCUCGCGAUCGGAUAAUGUAGCAGUCCCACCCAUUAAACCAAAACCUACAUCGACGACGACGCGAGCAACAGGAAUACCACAGUAUGGUGGGGUUAACAUUAUGGAGAAACCAGGCGUCGCUUUUGGAAGACAACAAUUUGAUCGAGAGCUUUACGAUUAUGGUCAUAACUCGGUCGUACCAAAGAAAACUAACGAAUCGAGUGGAAGAAAUAAAGACUCUCAUCUUCUUGUUAAAGAUGACGAAGUUUACAGACGAAUCUUAAAAUGGAGACCAGCGUGGCUAGAGGAGCAGAAAAAAGUGAAAGGUCUUAUAGGUCUUCCUCCUAUCACUGGGAAAUUAGAGAUUGUCCGUACUUUGUUGGAUUACGUGGAUUAUAAAUCCUACAUCUUGACCUUUUUGCCUUUAAUUCUGUUAGAAAUUUGGGCUACGAUAACACAGGAUUCGUCCAAGAAAAGAUCUCCGGGGCCGUCACGUCCAGCACAAAUCUCUGAAUUUCCCAUAGCUAUUACGAAUAUCACAACAACAGAUACGUGUCCUAUGAUGGAUACAAGGUGGGCAAAUGCAGAGUCCAAGGCAAACGACAAUUAUUACACGGUCAUUGACUGUUACGCGAUUAUGAAUCACAAAUCAGCAAUUAAUCAAAAACUGGACUUGGCGAUUGCAACGUUCGUAGCUCAUUGCCGGGACCCGAACAAUCCCAACGAAGUUGCAACAAAGCAAUGUGAAAGAGAGCUUUUCGGUUUUAUUCUGACAGGAUCAGAUAAAACAUUCCCGAUUGAUGGGAAUUGUGUUAUUCAUCCAAAAUUGAAGGAGGACAAUCCAAAUGGAAAAUAUAAAUGUACCUUCCAAGUUGUUGUGCAUUCUGGGGAACGAUUGGAUAAACUACAACUUGGGAAAAUACAGAAAAUUGCCUACGUUAAUCCGAAGCUUCGAGAUGUCAAAGCACUUUUAUACUUGAAACAUUCAAAGCUGUACGAAAACAUACUUUGUCCGAAAAUUCCUAAAGUUCCUUGGGAUCCUUAUGCCACACUUUCUCAGCAUAAUCUUGUUCAACAUGUGACAAGGCUCAAUCAUACGCAAAAAUCCGCUGUGGCGUAUAUUGGGGAAAGGGUAAAAAGCAGCGAUCCGGAACUCAUCUUGGUUCAGGGACCCCCAGGAACUGGAAAAACAAGGACUAUAGUUGGAAUGAUCCUUCAAAUAUUAUCAUAUAAACAAAUCAAUAGAGCCGUUGAUAGAAGAAUUUUGGUGUGCACUCCCAGCAAUACAGCCGUCGAUGAGAUCAUGCUUCGACUAGAAGAUGCAAUUAAAACCUUACCUUCCACCGUUUCAAGUGAAAUAAAUAGGAUCGUGAUGCUCAGAUGCGGGGAAACAGAAAAAUCUUCAAUGAAAAAGUAUGGGAUAGAUGCGUAUUUAAAGAAACAAGAUGAAGUGGGCUCAAUGAAUAGUAGCAUCAGAAAAUCGAUUGAUUUAUGCAAAAAGACUAUAACUUCAAAAGAUGCAGAGAUGGAAUUGCUCAAGAAAAAUAGUGGCACAUCCUCCAAAACACGGAUGGAGGCACUGAGCAGGGAGUUGGUCGAACUUCAUAAUCAAAUGAAACAGUACAAUCAUGACCUUGAUAAAACGAGAUCCCAAAAGGGCAGCCAUUCCUUUGACGAGAAGAGACGAGUGCUUGAGAAUGCAAAUGUUAUAUUUAGCACGUUAAACUCUUGCAGUAUUCAGGUGCUGACUAGCAUGUUUGGUCCACGCUCUGGCAGGAAAUCGAAACCCUUCAUGUGCUGUAUUGUGGAUGAGGCGUCACAGACGACGGAACCAGAGACGUUAGCUCCCAUUCUGCUUCAAGUAGAUAAAUUAGUUCUUGUUGGAGAUCCGCAGCAACUUGGCGCUACAGUUUUAUCCAAAGAGGCUGAAAGCAAGGCAUUCGGAGAGUCAAUGUUUUCCCGACUAUACAAUUACCAUACACAAUUAGCAUUUGACAUGCACAGGCCACCGUCUGAUUACAUAAUAAUGCUGACGCAGCAGUACCGGAUGCACCCGGAAAUAUUGCUGUGGCCCAAUGAGUAUUUUUAUAAAGGGCUUUUGAGGACUCAGUGCCUUGGUCGCUCGGCAGAUGAGGGCUGUAGCUUGAAACCGUAUUUAUUCCUAAAUUUAUCCAGCCAAGAAACCUCCAAUCGAUUAGGACAAAUCAGCAAUGAAGAUGAGUCGAAGAUGGUCCUGGGAGUACUUCGAAAUAUUCAUCUCAUGGAAUCCGAAAAGAAUCGAAAGUUGACAAUUGGUGUUAUAACUCCGUACAAUACUCAAAAGAAAACAAUCACCAGCGACAUACAAAGAGAAUUGAGUGCCCUUGUGGAUGCUGUAGAAGUUGAUACAGUGGAUAGCUUUCAAGGCAGAGAAAAAGAUAUAAUUAUUAUAUCUUGUGUUCGAACAGAAGAUACUGGAUUUCUUAAAAAUCCCAAACGUCUUAAUGUUGCAUUGACAAGAGCUCGUCAUUCACUUCUUAUUAUCGGGGAUGCCGACUGUCUGGAAAAGGAUGCCAUGUGGAAAUCUCUCAUUGACAAUGCCAGGGAAAGAAGGUGUUUGCAUAACAUCCCGAGGACGGAAUGGACCGCUCCUGGAUUUUUGAGGAAGCGGCUGUUUUCAGUUUUAGCCCCGUAAAACCUACAAUUAGCAGUGGCGAUUUGGCCCGAGUCAGGGUCAGCGUCCGUUUCUAAAUUCUUGUCAGAUAACCAAACAUUACCAGCUACUCUUCGUAAUCAUCGAAAUGUUCCAUAACUCAUCGUGCCAAAAUUCAGCUUUUUCGGCCAAUUUCAAAAACCAGUGUUGGGCAUCUUCUGGAUUCCUAUCAAAAAUAUUCAUAAACGUGACUUUAUAUUUUUUAGUCUGAUGUACCAUUGCGUCUUGAUACCAAAUUGCAUCGUAGGAGGAUGAGUUUAACGAGAGUUAUCGCGACUAAGUGCCAUAAGCCCUGCCUCAGACUAAUGAAUUAAGAUUCCCGAAGAUACACUUACAAUGUUUAAGCUCAAGCGACAAAAUCCGACAUGAUAUUGUAAUGAAUUACAUUAACCUAUAUUAGUUAUUAUUCCCGGCUGCAGAAAUCUCAAUUUUUAUAUAUUUUACUGCACAGUUAUAGUUAAACUGGUUAUUUGACGUCUCAUUAUUCAGAUACUUAUGGAAAAUCAAUAAGUACAACAUGAAUUAGUAAUGUAAAAACAUACAUUUAAUUUCAACAUGUUUUUUUAAUAUUUAAACUAUAUGCUUCACAAUGAAAUAAUCAAUCAAACUUGUUACUUGAGUCCUGUCAAACCAGAUCAUAAGACUGAAAAUAAAUUAAUGGAUCCGAAAUGUUUUCGAAAGCAAUGAAAUAAGUAA
Molecule: messenger RNA, 6383 nt
Organism: Folsomia candida
Lineage: Eukaryota; Metazoa; Arthropoda; Collembola; Entomobryomorpha; Isotomidae
Exons: 22
Coding region: 561-5669 (1702 amino acids)
Biological process (GO): termination of RNA polymerase II transcription
Cellular component (GO): nuclear body
Molecular function (GO): transcription termination site sequence-specific DNA binding; helicase activity; protein binding
Source: RefSeq, a predicted model, not a curated record